This is a messenger RNA of Cyprinodon variegatus (sheepshead minnow), 4128 nucleotides long. RefSeq names its product phosphodiesterase 2A (gene pde2a). The transcript is spliced from 31 exons. Lineage: Eukaryota; Metazoa; Chordata; Actinopteri; Cyprinodontiformes; Cyprinodontidae. Gene Ontology annotation, cellular component: perinuclear region of cytoplasm; nucleus; synaptic membrane. Gene Ontology annotation, biological process: positive regulation of gene expression; regulation of mitochondrion organization; cGMP catabolic process. The record is from RefSeq and is a predicted model, not a curated record. Bases 123 to 2990 code for a protein of 955 amino acids. Gene Ontology annotation, molecular function: 3',5'-cyclic-AMP phosphodiesterase activity; 3',5'-cGMP-stimulated cyclic-nucleotide phosphodiesterase activity; 3',5'-cyclic-GMP phosphodiesterase activity.
AGUCAUCAUCCACCCAUCCAAACGCAUAUCCUCUUUCGACAGAUCGACAAUCAGGCUGCUUCUCCCUGUCAGCCCACUGACUGCAGCCGGGUUGGAGACAGAGGCGCCGGGCAGGAUGCGCGAUGGGACAGGCGUGCGGACACGCGCUCCUCUGCCGUAACCAACCUCCGUCCUCUGAGAUACGUGGUCAGCAAGUGUUUCUGCGUCCUGAGGAAAGUUCAGCCCCGGCUCUGGGCACCAGACACUCCACCACGUUGUCCGAACAGCUCCAGGAUGCUUUGCUGCGGCUGGCAGCAGUUGUUGAUGUACGCUCGCUCCGAGUGGCCCUGCGAGACAGCGUUCAGGAGCUGCUCCCCAGCACGGAGUGUGUGUGCAUCUAUGUCCUGGAAGGAGACUCCAGGCUGCUGUCUGAUGACCCGCCGCACGAAGUGCCACAGGAGGGCAAGAUCAGGAGUGCGGUGGAGCAGCAGAAGCGCUGUCAGUGCGCUGGCUUCCCUCCAUCCGAACUGCCGGAGAAAUACAGGAUCUUCCUAGCGGCGCCGUUACCGGCACACAGGAGAGCUCUUGUAAUUCCUAUCUUGGAUCAGGAUCACAGCAAGGUUCUUGCCGUCUUACUGGUGGGAUGUGGCCCGCUAUCAGAUCAAGACGAACUGCAUCUGAAUGUGCUGGGAAAACACGCCUCAGUGGCAUGCGUUCGCAUCCAGGCUGUGCAGGCGUCCUAUCAGAGGCCUCCUCUGAGCCCAUCUCCCCUGCAGUCCCACAAUGCUCUGCUGCACCUCAACGUAGCCGAGCAGGACUACUGCGAGCUGGACCGCAACAUUCUGCAGCUCUGUGGUGAGCUCUAUGACCUGGAUGCUGCUUCUCUCCAGCUCAAAGUCAUCAAUUAUCUUCAGCAGCAAACCAAGUCUCAGUGUUGCUGUUUGUUGCUGGUUUCUGAGGAUAACCACCAGCUUUUCUGCCAGGUAGUUGGAGACAAAGUCCUGGAGGAGGAGAUCAGCUUCCCGCUGAUGUUUGGGCGCUUUGGUCAAGUCGUGGAGAAAAAGAAGUCUAUAUCCCUCCAGGACAUCAGCGCGGAAGAGCGCAGGCAGCUGUCCAGUAUGCUGGGCUGCGAGGUCUCCUCUAUGCUUUGUGUCCCCGUCGUCAGCAGGGCCACUGGUCAUGUGGUGGCGCUGGCGUGCGCCUUUAACAAACAGGGUGGACAGAGACAUACAGAGGCAGACGAACACGUCAUCCAGCACUGCUUCUGCUACACUUCGACAGUCCUCACCUCUACUCUGGCUUUCCAGAAAGAGCAGAAAUUAAAAGUGGAAUGCCAGGCACUUCUGCAAGUGGCCAAGAAUCUCUUCACACACUUGGAUGAUGUGUCAGUGUUGCUACAGGAAAUAAUUGUGGAGGCCAGGAACUUGAGCGACGCAGAGAUUUGUUCGGUAUUCCUCUUGGAUCGAGUCAGCCAUGAGCUGGUGGCGAAGGUGUUUGAUGGCGGUGUUGUUAGUGAUGAAGAGAACGAGUUUCGGAUCCCAGCCGAUCAGGGCAUCGCAGGCCAUGUUGCAACCACCGGUCAAAUUUUAAACAUUAAGGAUGCAUACUCCCACCCUCUGUUCUACCGCGGCGUUGAUGACAGCACAGGCUUCAGGACCCGCAACAUCCUCUGCUUCCCCAUCAAAGAUGAAAACAACGAGGUGAUUGGCGUAGCAGAGCUGGUGAAUAAAAUGAACGGGCCGUGGUUCAACCGCUUUGAUGAGGAUCUGGCCACAGCUUUCUCCAUCUACUGUGGAAUCAGCAUCGCCCACUCUCUGCUCUACAAGAAAGUGCAUGAGGCUCAGUUCAGGUCCACGCUUGCCAAUGAAAUGAUGAUGUACCACAUGAAGGUGUCAGAGGAGGAGGUGACUAAGCUGCUUGUGACUGGGAUCGAACCUGUGAAGGAGAUUCAUCCAUGUUUCGCAGAGUUCACGUACACGCCCCGUUCCCUUCCUGACGACACCACACCUCAUGGCGUUCUGAGCAUGUUUGAAGAUAUGGGCUUCAUCAACACGUACAAGAUUGACCUGAAUACUCUGGCCAGGUUCUGUCUGAUGGUGAAGAAAGGCUACAGGGACCCCCCCUACCACAACUGGAUGCACGCCUUCUCUGUUUCUCACUUCUGCUACCUGCUCUACAAAAACCUAGGGCUGUCCAACUACCUCGAAGACAUAGAGAUUCUUGCUCUCUUUGUUUCCUGUAUGUGCCAUGACCUGGACCACCGUGGCACCAACAAUUCUUUCCAAGUGGACUCGCAAUCAGUGCUGGCUGCUCUCUACAGCUCGGAGGGAUCUGUAAUGGAGAGACACCACUUUGCACAGGCAAUUGCUAUUCUCAACACACAAGGCUGCAACAUCUUUGAGAAAUUCUCCAGGAAGGAUUACCAGAGGAUGUUAGAUCUGAUGAGAGACAUUAUUCUGGCUACAGACCUGGCUCAUCACCUUCGAAUAUUCAAGGAAUUGCAAAGGAUGGCUGAUGAUGGGUACAAUACAAAAAGUCGCACCCACCACUCCUUGCUGCUGUGUCUGUUGAUGACUUCAUGUGAUCUGUCGGACCAAACCAAGGACUGGAAAACAACACGCAAGAUUGCGGAGCUGAUUUACAAGGAGUUCUUCUCUCAAGGAGAUCUGGAAAAAGCCAUGGGGAACAGGCCGAGUGAGAUGAUGGACAGAGAGAAAGCGUACAUCCCAGAGCUACAGAUCAGCUUCAUGGAGCAUAUCGCCAUGCCCAUCUACAAGCUGCUGUCUGAACUGUUUCCUGGGGCCACUGAGCUAUACGAACGAGUGGCAGCGAAUCGCGAGCAGUGGACCAAAGUCUCCCACAAGUUCACAAUCCGUGGGUUGCCUAGCAACAACAGCCUGGACUUCCUGGACCAGGAGUACGAGCUGCUUCAGUCGCAGGGAGCCUUCGGGAGCGACGACCACUGCCUGAACGGCUGCCUUGACGACACAGAGGGAGGACAGGGCCAGUGACAAACCGCGGGGCCUCCGACGUGUUUUUCCUGAAGUUUUCCCGUGGUCCAAUAAGAGGUGAAGAAUACCUUUCUAAAGGCCAACAACAGGCCGAUCUCUCUGAUGUCAACCACCUGCUGUGCUUAGUGGGCCUUGCAGAAUGGAAACUGAAGCAGACGGAUGUUCUAAGUUGAGUGGAUUUAUCUGAGUCACUGUUUUGAUGCUUGAUGUCGCUUGUGUCAGCCAGUCGAGGAGCCUAAAAGAUGACGAGUAUCUUUUUACGUCACACCUUCAUUCGUCACGCACUGAUCCUUCUUGAGAUUGUAAAAACACAAGGAACUGACGCAUAUUCGCACAAACGAGAUGGAAACAUUCGUAGUUUUGGCAAAGACUCCUUCAACGUGUAACAGUGAGAUGAUGUGCUAUACUUUCUGUUACAGCGUAUAUUCCUUUCAGUCGCUACAGAUCCCACCUGCUGCUUAUGAAUGCAUGAUGGACGGACACCUCACCAUAAAUUCAUCUGAGUUCAUUUUCCUCAUUUGUAAGAAAUUAAAGCGUUUGGUUUUUCUCUGCAUCACAGCAGGUUUUUGUCUCCACCUCCUCAGAAUAUAUUCAGACAAUUCAUGAUCUCCUUUUGUUCUUCUUCAUUCUCCCUCCCUCUCUGUUUCAUGCAGUUUAAGGGCAGUUUUAGACAAUCACUCAUCAACAACACCAGAGGCCAUACUUUUAAAAAAAAAAUUAAAUUGUCACAAUGCCACUCAUGCAGUGUGGAAAAGUGUUUUGCCCUCAUUUAAUAUUUCCUUUAUUUGUCUGUUUUGUCAUAAUUUAAAUGUAUCAGAUCAUCAAAAAUGUUUUAUAUAAGCAGAUAGAAUGAUAAAGUAUAAAAUAAAAUAUUUAUUUUUUUUGCUCAUCUACAUAAUAAAGGCAAUUCAAAUCAAAUUUGGCCUAGAUGAAAAAACAAUCCCUGCACUCUGUAACAGGCUUCAACACCUCUCAUUUAAAGCUUGCAAUAAGUCUUUUAAUUUUUUGUGGAGACAUUUUUUCCCCUUCAUUUUUUUCAGAAUUGUUUGACUGAGCCACCUUGAAGCAUUUUGUACUGUGAUUACUCUGUUUAUGGUCGUGCCAUGGCCUCUUAAUAAAAUCAAAACUCAGGAUUUGA